GGCUGUUUUUUAAGCCGUAUGUAUGUAUGUAUGGGCAUUUUUGACAGAUAUAUUUUGUUUUGAGUCACAGUGACACAGCAACAGCUGACUAGCAUGUUAGCUAAGAGCUUCGUACGGUUGUGACUCGUGAAUUUGCCUCAAUUAUUAGAUAUUCGUUGCAAUUAAGCUUAGCUACUAUAUGCCUUUUUUAUUUUGCCCAACGUAAGGCAUUUCUGACUAUUUGUGUUUUUCUAUUUGCGGAAACAGAACGAACUAUAGUAACUUAACACUACGUUAGCUCGUCGGAUAGCUAGCUAGCGAGAUCACACUAGCUAGCUAACGUUAGUUCGUACACAUUGAAGACAAACACAGCACUCAACCUAAUUUUACACCACCAAGCUGAAUUAUGGAUCCAAAUAACACCUCGUACGCUGUGAAACUGUACGUUUACGACAUAUCUAAAGGAAUGGCUCGCCAGCUGAGCCCCCUCAUGCUAGGUAUACAGCUUGAUGGAAUAUGGCACACUGCUAUUGUUGUACAUGGAGAGGAGUUUUUCUAUGGGGGAGAUGGCAUCACAAACUGCCCACCUGGCGGAACAUCCCUGGGACAACCCAACUCCAUAAUAGACUUGGGCACCACAGAGGUGACUGAGGAGAUCUUUAUGGAGUACCUGUCUUCACUGGGAGAGUCCACGUACAGGGGGAACCAAUACCAUCUGUUUGAGUGGAACUGUAACACGUUCAGUAACGAAGUGGCCCAGUUCCUCACUGGCAGCAAGAUCCCCGGCCACAUCACAGACCUGCCGGCUGAAGUGCUCUCCACGCCUUUCGGCCAGGCGCUACGCCCUCUACUGGACUCCAUCAAUAUUGCACCUCAGGGGGGCAACACCUUCAACGGACACUAUGGCCAGAGAUAGGCCAGAGAUAGGCCGAUAACACAGGAUCCCAUGAUCGGCUGAAUGUAAAACUAGAGGGCUGCAAAGUUUCUCUCUAGAAAGUGCAGCUCUUUCCUACACGGGUGGGGGUAGGGUACAUUUUACAUACCUUCUAUGUUUUACUAAAGUGUUAAGCUAUUUUACUGUUAUAUUGUUUUGUUCUUUUUUAAUUACCAUGAUAUGACUGGGUUGCCACUAGAGGGAGAGAAGGAAAGGAAAAGAGAAACGGCUAAAGUGGUGAUAAAAUCUAGACAAAUUCUGACUUGCACUUAUCUUUGUAUUGGGAACUUGCGUAUUCACAUGUCUUUGUACCAACUGUCUUGUGUCAAGGUUUAUCCAUCCCUUGAAUACAUCGUCACACACUCUCAGGGUCAUCAUGCGAAGAUGACCUCAAAGUACUGAAUGUUAGAUUUUUAUUUUUAUAACUAAAGAGACCACAACCGGUCGUUUCAAAUCGGAACAAAAAGUCAUAAUGGGCAGAACAAGAAAGGUGGGCAGAGCCAGUUACAAGCAAGCGAGAUCCUUUUGGUGCGUUCUAGCAUACAUUUGCAUAUUUCUGCUUGGGAACACCUACUCUGAAGUGCGUGUGCAAUAACUCAAUUCCCUUUUGCACUCCUAAACAGUGCCAUUUAAAAAAAAAACUUUAGCAAAGGGUAAAUUCUAGGAAACUUAGUCCACUGUUCAUAACAGGUUCAUGUUUUGGGAACAGAACUGUAUUGAGAUCAAAUGUUUCAUCAAUUAGCAGAAUCUUGGCCAAAAUCCAUCUCGUUCCAUCUUCUCCAGCUACUGGGCUUCCUCUCACUGGAAACGCCAAGUGGAUGCUUCACAUUUAUACAGUCGGUGAAAUAUCUGGCGCAUUGUUCUAUCUGUGUCUGGAUCUUUCCAGAGUGUGUAUUCUCAUACCUUUUCAAAUGAGCAGGAAUACACCAUAUACAGGAAUUCUCUAAGAUUGAAAUGUUGUGCAGUCUGUUGAUCCAGGAUAGGAAUACAAAAAUCACUCUUCAUAUCAUGAGUCAUGCCAAUCUCCAUUAACUUUUCCCCUGAUAUUAAAUAUCAGUGAUUUUUCUUUUGUGGUUUAUUUCUUUGGAUAAUAUGUACAGUGGGGCAAAAAAGUAUUUCGCCAGCCACCAAUUGUGCAAGUUCUCCCACUUAAAAAGAUGAGGCCUGGAAUUUUCAUCAUAGGUACACUUCAACUAUGACAGACAAAAUGAGAAAAAAAUCCAGAAAAUUACAUUGUAGGAUUUUUAAUGUAUUUAUUUGCAAAAUAUGGUGGAAAAUAAGUAUUUGGUCAAGUUUCUCAAUACUUUUAUAUACCCUUUGUUGGCAAUGGCAGAGGUCAAAUGUUUUCUGUAAGUCUUCACAAGGUUUUCACACACUGUUGCUGGUAUUUUGGCCCAUUCCACCAUGCAGAUCUCCUCUAGAGCAGUGAUGUUUUGGGGCUGUUGCUGGGCAACACGGACUUUCAACUCCCUCCAAAGAUUUUCUAUGGGGUUGAGAUCUGGAGACUGGCUAGGCCACUCCAGGACCUUGAAAUGCUUCUUACGAAGGCACUCAUUUGUUGCCUGGGCAGUGUGUUUGGGAUCAUUGUCAUGCUGAAAGACCCAGCCACGUCUCAUCUUCAAUGCCCUUGCUGAUGGAAGGAGAUUUUCACUCAAUCUCACGAUACAUGGCCCCAUUCAUUCUUUCCUUUACACAGAUCAGUCGUCCUGGUCCCUUUGCAGAAAAACAGCUCCAAAGCAUGAGGUUUCCACCCCAUGCUUCACAGUAGGUAUGGUGUUCUUUGGAUGCAACUCAGCAUUUUUUUUGUCCUCAACACGACGAGUUGAGUUUUUACCGAAAAGUUAUUUUGGUUUCAUCUGACCAUAUGACAUUCUCCCAAUCUUCUUCUGGAUCAUCCAAAUGCUCUCUAGCAAACUUCAGACGGGCCUGGACAUGUACUGGCUUAAGCAGGGGGACACGUCUGGCACUGCAGGAUUUGAGUCCCUGGUGGCGUAGUGUGUUACUGAUGGUAGGCUUUGUUACUUUGGUCCCGGCUCUCUGCAGGUCAUUCACUAGGUCCCCUUGUGUGGUUCUGGGAUUUUUGCUCACCGUUCUUGUGAUCAUUUUGACCCCACGGGGUGAGAUCUUGCGUGGAGCCCCAGAUCGAGGGAGAUUAUCAGUGGUCUUGUAUGUCUUCCAUUUCCUAAUAAUUGCUCCCACAGUUGAUUUCUUCAAACCAAGCUGCUUACCUAUUGCAGAUUCAGUCUUCCCAGCCUGGUGCAGGUCUACAAUUUUUGUUUCUGGUGUACUUUGACAGCUCUUUGGUCUUGGCCAUAGUGGAGUUUGGAGUGUGACUGUUUGUUUGAGGUUGUGGACAGGUGUCUUUUAUACUGAUAACAAGUUCAAACAGGUGCCAUUAAUACAGGUAAGGAGUGGAGGACAGAGGAACCUCUUAAAGAAGAAUUUACAGGUCUGUGAGAGCCAGAAAUCUUGCUUGUUUGUAGGUGACCAAAUACUUAUUUUCCACCAUAAUUUGCAAAUAAAUUCAUUAAAAAUCCUACAAUAUGAUUUUUCUGGAUUUUUUUUUUUUCUCAUUUUGUCUGUCAUAGUUGAAGUGAUAAAUUACAGGCCUCUCCUCUUUUUAAGUUUAGAACUUGCACAAUUGGUGGCCGACUAAAUACCUUUUUGCCCCACUAUGUGUGUGUGUGUGCUGCUCAAAAAAAUAAAGGGAAUACUAAAAUAAGUCCUAGAUCUGAAUGAAAUAUUCUUAAAUACUUUUUUUCUUUACAUAGUUGAAUGUGCUAACAACAAAAUCACACACAUUAUCAAUGGAAAUCAAAUUUAUCAACCCAUUGGAGGUCUGGAUUUGGAGUCACACUCAAAAUUAAAGUGGAAAACCACACUACAGGCUGAUCCAACUUUGAUGUAAUGUUCUUAAAACAAGUCAAAAUGAGGCUCAGUAGUGUGUGUGGCCUCCACGUGCCUGUAUGACCUCCCUACAACGCCUGGGCAUGCUCCUGAUGAGGUGGCGGAUGGUCUCCUGAGGGAUCUCCUCCCAGACCUGGACUAAAGCAUCCGCCAACUCCUGGACAGUCUGUGGUGCAACAUGGCGUUGGUGGAUGGAUCGAGACAUGAUGUCCCAGAUGUGCUCAAUUGGAUUCCGGUCUGGGGAAUGGGCGGGCCAGUCCAUAGCAUCAAUGCCUUCCUCUUGCAGGAACUGCUGACACACUCCAGCCACAUGAGGUCUAGCAUUGUCUUGCAUUAGGAGGAACCCAGGGCCAACCGCACCAGCAUAUGGUCUCACAAGGGGUCUGAGGAUCUCAUGGCAGUCAGGCUACCUCUGGCGAGCACAUGGAGGGCUGUGUGGCCCCCCCAAAGAAAUGCCAACCCACACCAUGACUGACUCACCGCAAAAAGUCAUGUUGGAGGAUGUUGCAGACAGCAGAACGUUCUCCACGGUGUCUCCAGACUCUGUCACGUGCUCAGUGUGAACCUGCUUUCAUCUGUGAAGGGCAAAUUCGCCACUGACACCCUGUGCUCAUCUUGGUGUUCUCUGGCAAAUGCCAAAUGUCCUGCACGGUGUUGGGCUGUAAGCACAACCCCCACCUGUGGACGUCGGGCCCUCAUGGAGUCUGUUUCUGACCGUUUGAGCAGACACAUGCACAUUUGUGGCCUGCUGGAGGUCAUUUUGCAGGGCUCUGGCAGGGAUCCUCCUGCUCCUCCUUGCACAAAGGUGGAGGUAGCGGUCCUGCUGCUGGGUUGUUGCCCUCCUACGACCUCCUCCACGUCUCCUGCUGUACUGGCCUGUCUCCUGGCAGCGCCUCCAUGCUCUGGACACUACACUGACAGACACAGCAAACCUUCUUGCCACAGCUCGCAUUGAUGUGCCUUCCUGGAUGAGCUGCACUACCCGAGCCACUUGUGUGGGUUGUAGACUCCGUCUCAUGCUACCACUGGAGUGAAAGCACCGCCAGCAUUCAAAAGUGACCAAAACAUCAGCCAGGAAGCAUAGGAACUGAGAAGUGGUCUGUGGUCACCACCUGCAGAACCACUCUUUUAUUGGGGGUGUCUUGCUAAUUGCCUAUAAUUUCCACUUGUUGUCUAUUCCAUUUGCACAACAUCAUGUGAAAUUUAUUGUCAAUCAGUGUUGCUUCCUAAGUGGACAGUUUGAUUUCACAGAAGUGUGAUUGACUUGGAGUUACAUUGUGUUGUUUAAGUGUUCCCUUUAUUUUUUUGAGCAGUGUGUAUGUAUGUGUGUGUGUGUAUAUAUAUAUAUAUAUAUAUAUAUAUACAUACAUACAUACAUACAUACAUACAUACAUACAUACAUACACAGGCUGUCUUUUUUUUUUAUAAAUAAUGUUUUUUGAGGGGUGGGUCAGCUUAAUAUUGCGGAAAGAAUGUUGCUUCCAUCAAUGUGAUUAUCUGCAUCAUUUCCAAUCCCCCAUAUAUUUUUGGGGUAAAUAUAUAUAUAUCCAUACACGCAUGCAUAUAUAUACACACAUACAUACCUAUAUAGAUAUAUACUUUUUUAAAGAAUAUACCUUUAUUAUUCUCCACAAACCCUACCACCGAUCCCCCAGUUGGAGUAAACAAACACUUUGGCUUUUACCUUCAAUUUAUACAUCUUAUACACAUUUUACAGACAGUCUAUUUUACAAUAGUUCGUUUUUUUCUUCCUCUAUUUCUGAUGUCCAUCCAGUUUGAUUUCUAUUUGUAACUGUGCUAUUUCACAAAAGUUCUGAACCUAUAUGCAUUUUACAGACCUGUGUGUUUUACAUUACCUUGUUAUUAGUCCCACCUUUCAGCUCCAUUCAACCCCUCCCAUCAUCAUUCAUUUCGGAUUUCUAUUUGCCAUAUAUUUUUCAACUGUGCUGUGAUGCUUGGGGCGGCAGGGUAGCCUAGUGGUUAACCGGAAGGUUGCAAGUUCAAACCCCCGAGCUGAUAAAGUACAAAUCUGUCGUUCUUCCCCUGAACAGGCAGUUAACUGUUCCUAGGCUGUCAUUGAAAAUAUUAAUUUGUUCUUAACUGACUUGCCUAGUUAAAUAAAGCUAAAAAAAAAAUGCUUCACAAAAUAAUUUAACCUUUCUAUUCUCAUAGCAUCUACAGAUUGUAAAUUAAAAAUAUAUUUUUUUGCUAAUGUAAUUAUUAUAUUAUUGAUUGAUUGACUAUGGCUUUUCCAAUCACCCAGUAUUGCUAUCUGCAGCGUUAGUUCUAGGCAAAUGUUGCAAUUCUUCAGCCAUUCCUGGACCUGUGACCAAAAACGAGCUACGUAUGGACAAUACCAAAAAUAUAUUAUCUAAUGACUCUGCCUCCUCACAGCAGAAUCUGCAGAGCGGGUAAGAUUGUAUCCCCCAUAUAUAUAACAUUCUAUUAGUUGCAAGAAUUGUGUAUAGUAAUUUAAAUUGAAAAAUUCUUAGUUUUGAAUCCGGCGUUGUUUUGCGUUUCAAUUCAUAAACCAUGUGCCAUGGAAUGGGUACAUCGAUAAUCUCUUCCCAACUAUUUUGCAAUUUAUAUGGCACAGCUGUCCGUUUUUUGGUCCUCAAAUGAAAUUGGUAUGUUUUUAUUUAUCACACUUUUCUUUAACUAUUUGUGUUCUUUAAUACAGUGCUGACACACAAGUUCCUUACUUUUUCCCCUUCUACUUGCCUCUUCCAUUUUUGUGCUAAUGCUGCAAUUAAUUGGUUGUAAUUUUGAGUAGAGCAGACUGUCUUUUCAGGUGGAUUAAACUGAAAUUGCAACCAACUUUCUAAGGCUUGUUUAAAAAAUAAAGAUAUUUUGGAGAUUAUAUCCUUUUCAAACACCCAAAAGUGGGCUGGUGUAAUCUGAACAUGGGAUGAGACAUUUGUAUCAAUUUACUAGAGAACCAGUUUGGAUUUAAGUAUAACUUUUGUAUGACUGAUGCCUUUAGUGAGAGGUCUAAUGCUUUAAUAUUUAAUCAUUUCUGCCCUCCAAAUUCAUAUUCGUUAUAUAAAUAGGCCCUUUUAAUUUUAUCUGGCUUGUCGUUCCAAAUAAACUUGAAUAUUUUUUGUUUGUUCAUAUAAUUUAAAAAGCUAGUCAACUAGGUGUAGGCAAAACCAUAAGCAAAUAGGUCAACUGUGAUAUUACUAAAGAGUUAAUCAGGGUGAUUUUUUUCCCCCCACAAAUAGACAGGUAUUUUCCUUUCCAUGGUAGCAAGAUCUUAUCUAUUUUUGCUAACUUUCUAUAAAAAUGUAUUGGAGUCAGAUCAUUUCUUUCCUUUGGGAUUUGUAUACCGAGUAUGUCCACGCCUCCGUCAGGCCAUUUAAUUGGUCAACUACAUGGUAAUGUAAAAUGUGCAUUUUUUUUAGUGAUCCAAUACGUAAUAUGGUACAUUUAUCAUAAUUUGGUUUUAAUCCAGAGAGAAUAGCAAAAGUAUCUAGAUCCUCCAUGAGGCCGUGGAGAGACUCUAGUUGUGGUUUUGAAAGAAAACAUUAAUCAUCAGCGUAAAAUGACACCUUAGUUUUUAAGACACGUGUUUCUAAUCCCUUAAUAUUAUUGUUUGAUCUAAUCUUAGCUAACAUUUCGAUGGCAAUAAUAAAUAGAUAUGCCGAUAGUGGACAAAGGCUGUCUUUGCAAGGUAAAUAUUUUAAAGAAUUCCCUAAUGUCAUUAUGGUCAUAUAUUGUUAUAGCUAUUGUAUUAUCAAGGCUAAUUUAUUCAGUAAUUCACAUUGGUGUUAAGUCAAUGUUGUGAUAUCCCCCCCCAAAAUCCAUCCUUACUCUCUCCACUAUUGUGAUGUAAAUGAUCCCGUUUAUAUUUUACGGAACUCUUGCCACUGCUUGAUAAAGAACCUUUCUCUAUAA
This is a messenger RNA of Oncorhynchus nerka (sockeye salmon), 7714 nucleotides long. RefSeq names its product desumoylating isopeptidase 1-like. Gene Ontology annotation, molecular function: peptidase activity. The record is from RefSeq and is a predicted model, not a curated record. The transcript has 7 exons. The coding region runs from base 386 to 895 and encodes 169 amino acids. Lineage: Eukaryota; Metazoa; Chordata; Actinopteri; Salmoniformes; Salmonidae. Gene Ontology annotation, biological process: protein modification by small protein removal.